AAGAAAAAGAAAAAAAAGAAGAUAUCCAUACUAUAUUUCCACAAUUCCAAAAAGCAAAUAGUCAUAUUAUUACACUAUAUAAUAGGUCCACAAUCCACUUCCAUCCUUCUUUUCAAAUCUUAUAUUAUAACCUCCAACCAAAAAACCUACAAAAAUAAAUUUUAAAAAAUACAAAAAAAAAUUAUUAUAAAAAUGUCUACCGGAGAAAAUUCCGACCAUAUUUCUCAAGAACCAAAUAAUAUAUUUCUUCUUGCUAAAAUUAUCAUUAAUUCCUUCAAAAUUUUUCUAUUUUCCACCAAAAAAAUUUCAUUUUUAAUUUUCUUUUUCCUUUCAUUUCCACUUUCUUUUUUUCUCUUCUUAUUAUCCUUCCUAACUUUCCCUUUUAAAAAUAGAAUUCAACAUCUUGAAGAAAUAUCAUUAUUUUCAUCUAUACAUGUUGAGUCCAAACAUCUAUUAGAAGAAGCAAAUGAAGAAGCUAGGUCUUUACUAUUUUUUAAAAUUUUGUUUCUCUUUCCUACUUUUUUACUCUCCCUUUUUACCGCGGUUACCGCGGUAAAUGUCACGUUUUCCGUAUGUUCCAACGGAAAACCGGCUAUCCAAACGGUUUUUACCGUAGUAAAAACUGUUUGGAUACGGGUCGGGGCUACUACGAUGUGUAUUUACGUGAUUAUGCUUGCGUGUACCGUCGUGCCCGGGAUGCUCGUGGCGAUUCUCGAGACCCGCCCGUUUGUUCGGGUGGUUGUUGAGGUUAUCGGGUCGGGUUUGGAGCUCCAUAUGAUGGCGGUUACUAGCUUGGCGCUCGUGGUAUCGGUCAACGAAGGAAUGUAUGGGUUGGAUGCUAUUCGGGUCGGGUCGGAUUUGAUGGAGGGUAAACGGGUAUGCGGGUGGGUUUUAUCCGGGUUAUUUGUUUUGUUUUCGGGUUUGGUUCGUGGCACGAUGGAAAUAUCGAUGGCGAUGGCGAUGGACGGUUCGGAUUUCAAGAGGAUUGAAUCAACGGUUGUGAUUAACUUGUUGUGGGAUAAUGUGGUUUGGAUUUUUUUGUAUGGUUUAAUGGUUCAAUGGAGCUUUAUUGUUACAACUGUUUUUUACUUUGAUCUAAAAAAAAGAGAUUCAACAAAAAGUGAUAGAGAUAGUGAAAUUAGUUUAGUCUAAAAAAAAUAUAUAUAUUUGUAUGUAGUAUUGUUAUAAUUAGUAUAAGAUGUAGAUUCGUAUUUACGACGUAAAUAAGUCGAAUACUGAAUAUGAAUUUUAUAAAUUUAAAAGUUCAAAAUUUUAUCAUAGUUCAUUUAGUUUAUCGAGUUCGAGAUAUGCAACAAUAACUGUUUUGUAGACAAGGAUCAGAACAAGUGAAUUCCAGAUUAAACUCUGGAUCUACUCAUUUCAGCUUUAGAAGAUCGAUUGGGAGAUGAAUUUCAAUGUUGAAGGCAAAAGCCAAGUUUUCUUUUCGUUUGAAAGAUAAAUGUAUGUAUACUCGUCUAUUAAAUAUUUUCGUAUUGUACCAAGUUCAAUGAAGGCAUAAAUUCAAAUAAAUAUAUAAAUUUAUAUAAUGCUCGAAAUUUCUUCGUU
Solanum lycopersicum (tomato) is the source of this 1566-nucleotide messenger RNA. The record is from RefSeq and is a predicted model, not a curated record. Lineage: Eukaryota; Viridiplantae; Streptophyta; Magnoliopsida; Solanales; Solanaceae.